Messenger RNA from Hemicordylus capensis (graceful crag lizard), 957 nucleotides. RefSeq names its product olfactory receptor 6-like. Gene Ontology annotation, biological process: G protein-coupled receptor signaling pathway. The transcript has a single exon. Gene Ontology annotation, cellular component: membrane. Gene Ontology annotation, molecular function: olfactory receptor activity; G protein-coupled receptor activity. Lineage: Eukaryota; Metazoa; Chordata; Lepidosauria; Squamata; Cordylidae. Bases 22 to 957 code for a protein of 311 amino acids. The record is from RefSeq and is a predicted model, not a curated record.
CUGCACAACACAGGAUCUAGAAUGGGGAAAGUGAACCAAACCAUCAUCACUGAGUUCAUCCUCUUAGGCUUCCCAACCUCAGAGAACUUCCAAUUUUUGCUCUUCUUCCUCUUCUUAUUCAGCUACCUUAUGGUGCUGGCAGAGAACAUCAUCAUCAUGAUGGCCGUGUGGAUGAACUGCCACUUGCACAAGCCCAUGUACUACUUCCUCUUUAACAUGUCCUUCCUGGAGGUCUGGUACAUCAGUGUUACCAUCCCCAAGAUGCUCUUGGGCUUCCUUACUCAGAGCAAGCUCAUCUCUUUUGCUGGAUGCAUGACUCAGCUCUACUUCUUUGUCUCUCUAGCAUGCACUGAAUGUGUCCUUCUGGCUGUCAUGGCCUACGAUCGCUAUGUUGCCAUUUGCUUUCCACUGCACUAUUCCAUCAUCAUGAGCACUAGACUCUGCUUCCAGCUGGCAGGUGGCUCAUGGAUGAGUGGCUUCACCAUCUCUGUUUUCAAGGUUUCUUUCAUCUCGCAACUAACUUUCUGUGGUUCCAACAUCAUCAACCACUUCUUCUGUGACAUCUCACCUGUGCUGCAACUUGCCUGCACAGACAUGUCACUGGCUGAGCUGGUGGAUUUUGUCCUCGCCAUCAUCAUCCUGGUCUUUCCCCUAUGUGUGACAGUUCUGUCCUACAUCUAUAUCAUCGCCACCAUCCUCCGCAUCCCUUCAGUCACGGGGCGCAACAAGGCUUUCUCUACCUGUGCCUCACACCUUACAGUUGUAAUCAUUUACUACACAGCCAUGAUUUUCAUGUAUGUGCGGCCCAAAGCCAUUACCUCCUAUGACUCCAACAAACUAAUCUCAUCUGUCUAUGCUGUACUCACUCCCAUGCUAAAUCCCUUCAUCUACUGUCUCAGGAACACUGAAGUCAAGAAGGCCAUUUGGAGGACAGUGGGUGGGAAGGGUGUGAUUUGA